This is a messenger RNA of Gigantopelta aegis, 4215 nucleotides long. RefSeq lists its product as uncharacterized. The transcript has 8 exons. The record is from RefSeq and is a predicted model, not a curated record. Lineage: Eukaryota; Metazoa; Mollusca; Gastropoda; Neomphalida; Peltospiridae. The coding region runs from base 195 to 1937 and encodes 580 amino acids.
AAAUUGAAUAUCGGACAGAUUUCUUUUUUAAAAGCUGACAACGAUUCAAUAUUUGUAGUGUCAUUGAGUUGUGUAAACAGUCUGUUUACAUGGCCGUGACUAACAGUUAUCACACGACACCCGGAAGUUAAUGCUCCCUAUAAAACUCGAACCGGUACGUGGCGGGGGCUUUCCCACUUGGUAUACCCACGGACAUGAACACUGUAUCACUGGUUCCAUUAACCGGACUUCUGGUUCUGUCACUAGGUUCUCACGGUACUUUAAUAGGGAAAUGCAUCAACCACCGAGAAGACAAGGUCUCGUUCAACUGUCCACGUGGUCACGUCAUAUACAGACCCAUUUUCUACGCUGGCGUCAGUAACAGCAGCGCAUGCUCUUUUCAAGAUGGCGACUGCGUUGGCUUGACUGGUGCUCUACUAACGCAAAGGAACAAAUGCUACUGGCGCCAGUCUUGCUCGCUUAGAUGGCGUAGUAAAGUGAACAUCGUCUCGACAGAACGCGCGGAAUGCAUGGGACAACUAGCCAACUAUGUCAACUAUGAAAAUCCUACAUGUAUACCCAGAGAUAACAUUUACGACAUAUGCUCAUCGGACGACUACAGCAUCAAGUCCAUGAUCGGAGUAAUCCGGAGUCACUCGGGUUAUCCGUGGACAUACGACGGAAUGCACCGAACAUGUCGUCGCACGCUUAAACCUCGUUCUGGACACAUCCUGUCGCUUACACUGGAUGACCUGGAUACCAGUGAUUCCGACUAUCUGACCAUCAGACACGCAAAAGUGAAUUCUGAUGACAUUCUGCAAUUCGACGUCAAAAUGAGCAGCCGGAAACACUGGUUUAUAACAGAUGGUUUUAUCGAAAUAAAAUUCACAGCGACAUCUGGUGUCAAAUCUGCCAGUGGCUUUAUUCUACAGUUUGAACAACUCCUGAACAAUAGUGUUCCACUGCCCAGAGUGAAUCACAACCCCAGUGACGUCGACAAUCACAAGACAUCGUUCUUUUCCAACACUCACUUUAGGCAUCACAUGGCGACAGUGGACGAGUGUAUAACCUCGAAGGAAAAACGCACCAGUCUUCACUGUCCGUCUGAUCACGUGAUUUACAAACCGGAACUGCAGGUUGGCGUCAGCAACGUGAGGAAGUGCAUGCGCACGGAGGGCGACUGUAUGGGCAUGACACACACUCUGCUCACCCAGCGAAACAAGUGUUACUGGAGGAACAGCUGUGAACUCUCCUGGAGAUCCGGAAUCCCCAUCACCCUGUCUACGACACCCACGUGCCUGGCCCUGCCUCCGGACUACCUCUCACUUUCAGGAUUCAGCUGUAUUGCCAAAGAUCAAGUGUUUGACAUAUGCGAUAAACGUGUAAGCACUGUUAACGUAACAAACGGACUAAUUAUAAGCCACCAGUACUACCCAUGGCAUUACGAUUCAAAGAAGACUGUAUGUCGCAAGAGAAUUCAAAUUCACCGGAAGUUAGGAUUGCGCAUGUCGUCAGACGACUUCGACCUCGACCCUGACAGCAGGAAAGAUAACGUGAAAAUAUUCAUCGUCAGCGAAGAUGGAAAGCGAAGACCUUUAAAGAAAUUUAUGAGAAAUCAAAACGUAAACCUCAGCUUCACAGAAGGCUGUGUAGAUGUUGAAUUUCGAGUCGACGAGCAUUCGAAAAGUGGCAGAGGAUUUGUGUUCAAGCUACAACCGGCGUUUCCAGGAACUGACGUUGAUUCUGAUGACGGGUUCUACACAUGUCCAGGUUUCAAAAAACGAAGAAACAAACAUCACCGCAGGAAAACCUCAAGAACAAGAAAACACAGACGAACAUUUAUGAAAUCUAGACGGAAAACACACAGAAGGCGAAACAAGCCAAGGAAAGGACGGAAUGGACGAAGAGGAAGAAGAUAUAGGAAUAACAAGUUCAACGAAAUACAUACCAUUUACUAGCUGAACGCUCACAGUUACUGUUUGGUUUUUGUGAAUCAACGUAAGGUUGUAUUGAUAUUGUUAGUCAACUGGUUGCAGACUGUUGCUCGGGGUGCAAGUUGAACACCGAUUUCGAUUGAAAGGUUACGCCGUUCAAGGAUGCAAAUACUUCGCUGCCAAUGUAACUGUUUCCUAACUGUUUCCUACCUUGUUACUGUAUUUUUUUUUCAUUAUUAAAUCGGCAAAACACUAAUUGGAAAUAAACUAAAAUCAAUUCUGUAAUUAACUAUUAAAGGGACUUCAUUUUGUUAUAUGUCGUUGACUAACUGAUUCUUCAAUCUGAUCAAAUUCGCCAAACUUUUAAUAAUCUUUGAGUCUUACUUAAACCUUUUACAGACACUAAUAUUAUAUAUAAAAAAAAGUAUUUAAUAUGUAAUUUUAAUUGUUAACAAGGCUCGUUUAUUCGGAAAGAUGUUACAAUGGCACUUUUAAGAAGAUGAAAGCAGUUUGCUGAUUUAUAAAAAAAAAACCUCAACCAACCAUUGCAUAAAGUUGCCAUAUAAAUUUUUAUAUUUUUAUCUACAUUUUUCCAUGAUCAUGUUUAGUUGUAGUUUCGCUUACAACUAAUUUGUGACUAGUCACGCUCCUGGCGUGUGUGAACCACGACUGCAUGUUACAGACAUGUUAAACUCCUAUCCCGUUCUUUAAAGAUGGCUGCUGUUUCUGCAGUCCUAAAAAUGUAAUCAUAUCUUUAAAUCCACUCCAUCCUCUCCGAUAGCAGAUCUGAGGCAAAUAAGUGCUAUUCCUUUUGCAGUUGACCUUUUGUCGUACACAGUUAAAUCACGAAUGCAGCGGUGUUUUGACUGGUUAAAUGAAAAAUAACAUUGACUUUGAUCAGAUCUAUUUACUGACUAGAUGGAGUGGCCAGUACGAUCGAAUAUAUUUAGUAUUUUCAUCUGUAGCGUGAAGUAUGAUCGAAGCAUUAUAUUGUAUUCAUGUUUGGCAUCCAAUAGCCGAUGAUUAUUUAAUAAAUGUGCACCAUUGCUCUUAUUAAAUAAAACAAACUUUUAACUUUUACAAUUUAUUCUUUACGUGUUAAGUAUAAUAUUUCUAAGACUCAAAAUGUGCUAAUUUUCACCUAUCUUUUCUGCGAGCAUAUUAAAACAUGUAUGGGGGGGGGGAAUGGGUGUCACGUGGCUAGCUUUGUUUUACAUAGCUUAAACGUGAUGCCAUUUUCACCUAUUUUGCGGACAAAUACCUUAAAAUUGAAAUUUGACUUAAUCUGUACUCAAUUGAAAUACAUGUCAAAUUUAAUUUGUGUAUGCAUUAUAGAAAUGUAAUAUCCAGUAAAGUUUGUGUUCUCGACAAAAGUGCGCAGUUAUUUUUAACAUUGUUUUUACUAUAGUUUCAUAGUUUAUUAAUACAUUUUGGGUUGUAUAAUUUUUUCGCCACUCACAAAUUCCCACAAAUCGUGUACACUACUAGCAUGUGUAGGCUAUUUACUAAAAAUGAAAACAAAAGGUCACUGGCCUAUUUAAGAAAAUAUUUCAAAAUAUAUAUCCCUACACGCUACUAAUUAAAAAAAAUGUUAUGAUGCAAAACUCCCACACAUAUAAAGCCUCGUGCGGUCACCUCUAUUGAGGAACAACCCGUUUUAAUCAGGCGCCUUCAUAUUCUUCUAAAACAUAUUUAAUACAAGUUCGUUGGGGGAGGGGGGGGGGGGGGGGCGAUUGACUCGGAAACAAACGAAAUGACGAUCCUGUUAGUUUAAAAGCGACGCCACACAAUACGAGUGCCUCAUCCUAGAAUAGCGACGCCACACAGUACGAGUGCCUCAUCCUUGAAUAGCGACGCCACACAAUACGAGUGCCUCAUCCUAGAAUAGCGACGCCACACAACACGAGUGCCUCAUCCUAGAAUAGCGACGAGAACAGCCGACUGUGACAAGACAACAUUACGUGAUAUGCAAUCAGCUAUUCUCGCGUGGAGCUGUUUUCAUAAUACUAGUAUAUAGCUACAGAAAACCUGAUGAAAAAUGUCUGAGAUAUGUUUGGUCCCCCCCCCCCCCCCCCCCCCCCCGUUAUCUUAGUCUAGGUACAACCAAGUUCAAACGGUUUUAUUUGAAAUGGUGUGUUUUUUGUUUCUUUUGUUAUAUAGUAUAAACAUUUUCCUUGAGUGACUAGUUUGGAUGUAUUAAUAGGCACAGAUGUAUAUUUUUUGGUAAUAUAAUUUUGUUAUUACUUUAUUAUGUUUUAUUUGCUGUAUAUUUUGAAAAACAAUAAAAAGGUUUUUAUGAAAA